Corticium candelabrum is the source of this 1148-nucleotide messenger RNA. Its product is annotated as transport and Golgi organization protein 6 homolog. NCBI's taxonomy places the organism in Eukaryota, Metazoa, Porifera, Homoscleromorpha, Homosclerophorida, Plakinidae. The transcript has a single exon. The record is from RefSeq and is a predicted model, not a curated record. The coding region runs from base 45 to 953 and encodes 302 amino acids. Gene Ontology annotation, biological process: protein secretion.
CACUGUCAACUCUCGUGUCUCGUCCAAAAUGCAAACAAGCGGACAUGAAUGCCGCUCUGCUGUCCAACUUGCGUCGUGUGGUCGAGAUGUGUGACACCGGCUUUCUAUCAAGUAUUUCCAUUCAGUUGUCGGCCACUUUGCAAUCGACUGCAUCAGUCAGACAACAAUUUGUCGCCGCGUGUCUUCAUCUUCUGACGCUCCUAACGGACGAGUUGGUGCGUCUUCGCGAGAAGAGCGCUCAGAUGUCAGACCUCGACCAACUUUCGACUCCAAGAUUGUCUCCUGAUGCGUUGAGUGUGUUACAGCAGCAGACAGUGUCCAACGCUCUACAGUUUGUUGUUGCUCUUGGUGUGUACCCUUAUCUGCAGAGUGGAGUCGGACUGCCACUGUCUGCUCGUUUGAAACAGUCACAGCUGCUCGGAUUUAGUGACAUAUUGUGUGCAUCAGAGACUCGUGUUGAUAAAGAGUUUGUGAGAAGGCACGUAGAGACGGUUCUCGCACUGUGCAAGUGUUUGCGUCAUGCUGCCUUACGAUCUGUUAUUAUAUCGAAACAUCUCGUCGACCUGUUGGCAUCAUUAUUACAAAUCAGCUUCUUUCCUGACUACCAGGGCUGUAGAAAUGAUGAGUGUAAUGAAGCUUUAAAGAACCUUGUGGAUGAAACUUAUCAGCCUCUCAUCAUCAGGCAGCUGUUGCUGUUGCAAGGCCCUCCGCCUAGACAAUCUCAGAAGGAGUCGGUAAACCGAGCAAAUAGUUUGACGACGAAGGAGGCAUGUGUGACCCCCAAAUGGCUUCGUGAUGCAUGUGGAAGGUUGUUGUCCGAACGACUGAUGAAAGACAAGGGUGUUUAUGCUGUGAUUCUAGCAAUCAUUAAUGUGCCAGGAAGUAAGUUACUAUCUGAUAGAUAUGGCCUGUCCACACUAGACCAGAAUGGAUCGCGAUUUUGCUGGCCGUGAUCCCAUCACGAGCAGAUUGGGUUAGUGAGCGUCCACACUGCACUUUGAAAAUGAUACCUCCACCUCUUGUUUGGUAUCACGUGACUGAUGACCAAUGUGUCCGUGUGGAUUCUUUGCUUGUGGAAAGCAUUGAUACAGCGAUGCAAGAUGAGCGAGAAUGAAUAUGAGACAGCAGGGAUAGAUGUUUCGACUACA